AGGCACCUAAGAUCGGGCAUAAAGCCCUAAAAUGAACAUAUACACAGUAAACGAGACAGAAAAGACAUACGCACCGUUUAAAGAUACAUUCGAAUUUCGAAAGCAACACAAAUCGUGCCUUCAAUGCAAAGAUAGCUUGAAGUCGUGCAGAGCGGCGAGCAACGGAGUCCAAAAAUCACAUGAUGCACUGAUUGAGGGCCUUAGGAUUUUUUGCCGCAUCGUACCGCAUCAGUACCGCACCCUACUUAAUAAUGGCAUGGGCCAGAACUGGAACACGUUCAACAUUGGCUUCCAAUUUCGUGCCAAGGGCCUGACGACGGUAUUGGAUUCGACGUCUGAGAAAUUCCUCUUCGGCCAGGUGAUGCGCCAGUCCCAACAACCCAAUCAGGGCAGUAACGCUACCAUCUAUCUCGACUUUGCCUCCCUCGGGCGCCUGAAGUGUGGUCCUAUCUAUUUGGUCCGACGGGCGCACCCCUGUAAACGUCACCCCGUCACCCCAGCCGCAAAUGGAAGUCCAUCACGCGUCACCCCGUCACCCUCGCUUAUCCAGUAUCUUGGGCAUCACCCUCCCUUAUUUAGAUCCAUAGGCGUCACCCUCCCUUAUCCAGGCGUCACCCCGUCACCCUCCCUUAUUUAG
Molecule: messenger RNA, 637 nt
Organism: Suillus discolor
Lineage: Eukaryota; Fungi; Basidiomycota; Agaricomycetes; Boletales; Suillaceae
Exons: 4
Coding region: 32-637 (201 amino acids)
Source: RefSeq, a predicted model, not a curated record